This is a messenger RNA of Centropristis striata (black sea bass), 2826 nucleotides long. RefSeq names its product transient receptor potential cation channel subfamily V member 1-like. Lineage: Eukaryota; Metazoa; Chordata; Actinopteri; Perciformes; Serranidae. Gene Ontology annotation, molecular function: calcium channel activity; protein binding. Gene Ontology annotation, cellular component: membrane. Gene Ontology annotation, biological process: calcium ion import across plasma membrane. The record is from RefSeq and is a predicted model, not a curated record. Bases 132 to 2465 code for a protein of 777 amino acids. The transcript has 16 exons.
CACACCCAUGCAUGUGAAACUACGAAGAGACAAAUAAGACACAGGAAGCACAUCGCCAAUGUCAAGGACUAAAAUAAGGAAACUGACAUAAGAAACUUGUUUCAGAAGGACCACUGGAACAGGAGGUGAAGAUGGACAAGUCAGAGAUGUUUGGCUUCUCUCUGGAGGCAGACGACAGGACGGAGGAGGAGAAAGCGCGGCAGAAAACAGCAAAUAUGAGCCAGGAAUCGCCCAAGGCUCCCAUGGACACUGAUUAUGAGGAGGACAUGGAGAAGACCAAGCCGCAAAUCAGAUUCAAUCUCAAUUUUGACAAAGAGAUGCGAGGGGAGCAGAGCGAGAAGAGACACAGCAAGACUUUUAACAUUGAGAUGUUGUUUGAAGCGGUGGCCAGCAGGGAUGUCAGAAGGCUGGAUGGCCUGCAUCAGUACCUGCACCAGAACAUGAAGAAACUCUCCGACUCUCUGUAUCAGUCCUAUGGAAAAACUCCCCUGAUGAAGGCUCUGCUGCACAUCAAGGAUGGAAAGAACGAGACGGUGGAAUUAUUGAUCGACAUUUCAGAGAAGAUGGGCGAUAUUAAAGAGUUUGUGAAUGCAGCCUACACCAACAGCUACUACAAAGGCCAGACAGCUCUGCAUAUAGCCGUUGAGAGGAGAAGUAUUCCCUAUGUGAAGCUGCUGGUCAGUAAAGGAGCAGAUGUCCAUGCCGCAGCCUGCGGGACAUUCUUCCAGCCACACGAUGGCCCCAACUUCUACUUUGGUGAGCUGCCUCUGAGUCUGGCCGCCUGCACCAACCAGCCCGACCUGGUGGACUUCCUCAUGGAGAACGAGUACCAACGCGCUGAUGCUAAGAUGACGGACUCCCAUGGUAACACAGUGCUGCACGCUCUGGUGGUGGUGGCUGACAACUCUAAGGACAACACAGAGUUCAUCACCAACAUGUAUGACCGCAUCCUCAAGAUCACCGCCCGUCUGCACCCCAAGCUGAAGCUAGAGGACAUCGAAAACAACAAGGGGUUGACGCCUCUAAAAAUGGCCGCCAAGACUGGCAAGAUGAUGCUUUUCUCACACAUCCUGAAAAGGGAAUUCCACGAGAGUCCCACCAAACAUUUAUCCCGUAAAUUCACAGAGUGGGUUUACGGACCAGUCCAUAGCUCUCUGUACGACUUGGCCUCUGUGGACUCGUACGAGGAAAACUCCGUCAUGGAGAUACUGGUCUACGGCAGCGACAUCCCUAAUCGCCACGAGAUGCUCCAGACGGAGCCUCUGAGCCAUCUGCUGGAGGAGAAGUGGAAGAAGUUUGCGGGUCGAAUGUUUUUUCUCAACUUCCUGGCCUACUUCCUGUACUUAAUCAUCUUCACUAUUGUAGCCUACAAUAGGAAAUUGGGAGAGCCGCCACCUUCCAUCCAACGCACAAAAACUGGAUUCCUGUAUUUUUCAGGCCAGGUAGUGAUAGCCCUGGCAAACUGCUACUUCUUUGUCAUAGGGAUCCUAGACAUGAAGAGGAAACGACCAAAGUUGGAGAUGCUGCUGAUCGAUGGAUAUUAUGAGAUUCUUUUUUUUGUGCAGGGCCUCCUCUUCCUGGUCUCAGCUGGACUGUAUGUGAUCAAGAGGCCCGAGUACCUCGGCUUCCUGGUGCUGUGUCUUGCUCUCAGCUGGGUGAACAUGCUCUACUUCUCCAGAGGCGACAAACACAUGGGCAUCUACAGCGUCAUGAUACAGAAGAUGAUCCUCAGUGACAUCCUGCGCUUUCUUUUCGUCUACAUCGUCUUCCUCGUUGGAUUUGCAGCAGCGGUGGUCACAUUGCUCAAUGAGCCUACUGUACCCCCUACCCCUGAACCUGGAAAGGGUAGAUUCUUUGUCCCUUCCGAUGGCUGCACAAGUAUCUCCCUCAAAAGCAUCUCCCACACCAUUAUGCAGCUCUUCAAGUUCACCAUCGGCAUGGGCGACAUGGAGUUCACUGAGGACUACGAGUACAAAGAGGUCUUCUAUGUGCUGCUCAUUGCCUACAUCAUCCUCACCUACAUCCUGCUGCUCAACAUGCUCAUCGCCCUCAUGAACAGAACUGUGGAGAGGAUCACUGAGGAGAGCACCAGCAUCUGGAAGCUACAGAGGGCGACCACCAUCCUGGAAAUGGAGAAAAGACUGUCCUGCUGUCUGAGGAAGAGGUUCCGCUGUGGGGUUGAGAAGAACCUCGGCACUGCUCUUGGAGAUGACCGACGCCGGUGUUUCAGAGUGGAGGAAGUCAACUGGAACAAAUGGAACAUCAACCUGGGCAAAAUCAAUGAGGAUCCUGGGUUCUGGGAUCAUGCCCGACAACCUGCCUCAGACACCCCGCCAAACAGACCACACAGAGGGAGGAGCUGGAGAGGCAUUUUCAGGGAGGCGAGUCAGCGUCGGACAUAUCACAGCACAGAGAUGAGUCCUCUGAGCCCCCACGCCACAACAGAGACUGGUUGCUCAGCCUGACUGACCCGAGCAUCGAGGCAUUCAAACCUAAAGACAGUAUUCAGUUUCAGUUCCUUGAAUGUAACUGUCAAAUGUGGGCACUGCCUUCCUGACUGAUUGAGACUCCCAUGUCAGCUUGAUUUUAAAUUUAGUCUUUGAGGAAAUAUUUCACUGAGAUGAGCAGUGAUGAGGAAUAUAUUGUAGAUAUUUGUUCAUCUCACUGACAUAAUGUUGUAAAAUAGUAGGACUUUCCAAGGCUGCAUGAAGUGUCAUACAUAAAAAAAAUGUAUUAAACAUUUAAUCCAAAGGCUUGUGCACAUGCUGUUUCCACCUCCACCUGAACAGGAUGCACAUCCUCUCUGCACAAAGGCCAAAACCUGCU